GGAAACUUGAUCGCAGCAUGGCGCGCCGGAUCGAGCGGCUGGAGCAAGCGGUCGUCGACAAGAUCGCAGCCGGCGAGGUCGUCCAUCGGCCCGCGAACGCGCUCAAGGAGCUUCUCGAGAACAGCCUCGACGCCGGCGCGCGCCAGAUAGCAGUCGUCGCCGGCGCCGGCGGGCUCAAGCUGCUGCAGAUCACCGACGACGGCUGUGGCAUUGCGCGCGAGGACCUCGACAUAGUCUGCGAGCGCUUCACGACGAGCAAGCUCCGGUCGUUCGAAGACCUGCGCGAGAUAUCCUCGUAUGGCUUCCGCGGCGAAGCGCUCUCGAGCGUCUCCCACGUCGCGCACGUCACGAUCACGUCCAAGACGAACGACCAGCCGUGCGCGUACCGAGCGCACUACCGCGACGGCGUCCUCGUGCCCAAGGUGCCGGGUGGCCCGACGGCCCCUGUGCCCUGCGCCGGCAAGACCGGAACACAGAUCCUCGUCGAAGACAUGUUUUACAACCUUACGACGCGCAAGCAAGCGCUCAAGAACGUCUCGGAGCAGUACCAGCGCAUCCUCGACGUCAAGCACCGCGAAGUCACUUGCGACGUCAACGUCUCCCAAGGCACGAGCCAAGUCGACGUGAUCAAGGCCAUUUUCGGUCCCUCCAUUGCAAGCGAGGUCAUCCCGGUCGCGUUCACCGAGGCAACGCCGGUCGGCAACGACGCGCCAGUGACGGCAACGGGCUACGUCACCAACGCCAACUACAACACGAAGAAGGCCACGUUCAUCCUCUUUAUCAACAACCGGCUCGUCGAGUGUCCGACGCUCCGGCGGGCCAUCGAGCACGUCUAUGCGCAGUACCUCCCCAAGCACAGCCAUCCGUUCGUGUACUUGGCCAUGGCGAUUCCGCCCAUGAACGUCGAUGUGAACGUCCACCCGACAAAGCGCGAGGUGCAUUUCCUGCAUGAAGAAACGCUGGUGCAGGCGAUAGCUGAUUACGUCGACGCACUGCUUCGUGGCGGGAACGAGUCGCGCGUCUUUGCGGUCCAGCCCAUCGCGUCGAUGCUCACGUCCCACUUGGUGACGCGCCAGGUCGCGGCGUCGUCGAGCGCACUCUUUUCCCAAGACAGCGCAGCCGACAACGAAGAGGAUGCCGAUGACGCGUCUUCCGACGACCAGGCGACGCCAAAGCGCAAGGCGAAGAAACGACCAUGGGACGAGACGUCGCCGCUGGUGCAUGUGAGCUUGACCAAAGCCAAAGCCAAAACGUACGUUGCGGCCAAGGCACCGCAGCGGCUCGUGCGCACCGACCACCAAGCGACGACGAUGGACCAAUUCCUUGUGUCGGACACGUCGUUCCAUGCGGACGACGAAGAUGACGUCACCAUGGACUUGGACUCGACCUUGGACGAAAGCGAAAUCCUACCACCGACGCCGCGGCGGGCCAGCCAAGACACGCCGAGCACGGCCGACGGCGAACUUGGGGAUGGCAACGACGACGACGAGGAUGUGGAUCCGCAGAGCUUGACGAGCAUCAUGAACCUCAAGGACCAGAUUCGAGCGCGCUGCGAUCGCAGCUUGACCAAACUCUUUCGCGAGCACACGUUUGUCGGGCUCGUCGACGACCACUACUCGGUGAUCCAGCACUUGGAAAAGCUGUACAUCGUUCGCCACGGCGCCGUGGCCAUGGCACUCAUGUUCCAGCACAUUGUGCGUCAGUUUGGGUCCUUCUCGACCAUCACGCUGCACGAGCCGCUCCCGAUCAUGGACCUCGUGCUCUGCGCGCUCGAGAAUCCACAGAAUCUGUACUCCGAGGCCGACGGCCCCAAAGACGCCAUCGCCCGCGCAAUCCAAACAACGCUGCUCGACAAGGCGCCUAUGCUGGCCGAGUACUUGGGCGUGCACUUUACGCCCGAGGGCUUGCUGGCACGCAUUCCUGUCGUCUUGCCCGGCCACGAGCCAUCCAUGCACGCGUUGCCUGAAUUCAUUUUGCGGCUCCAAGACGUCAAUUGGGACGAGGAAGAAGCGUGUUUCGAAGGUGUGUGUACGACGCUCGCGCUGUGGUACAGCGACAUGGCGUACCCCGAGGCCUCAAGCGAGAAGGCGGCGCAUGUGCUCAAGCACGUCAUCUACCCCGCGCUCAAGACGACGCAGUUUGAGCCCCCGCACCAGCUCCACGACAAUGGGAUUCUGCGCCCGAUCGCGAGUCUGAGCAACCUCUACAAGAUCUUUGAACGCUGCUAAGAGCACAGUACGCUG
Saprolegnia parasitica CBS 223.65 is the source of this 2243-nucleotide messenger RNA. RefSeq lists its product as hypothetical. The record is from RefSeq and is a predicted model, not a curated record. Bases 18 to 2228 code for a protein of 736 amino acids. Gene Ontology annotation, biological process: mismatch repair. Gene Ontology annotation, cellular component: MutLalpha complex. The transcript is spliced from 9 exons. NCBI's taxonomy places the organism in Eukaryota, Oomycota, Saprolegniomycetes, Saprolegniales, Saprolegniaceae. Gene Ontology annotation, molecular function: ATP-dependent DNA damage sensor activity; ATP hydrolysis activity; mismatched DNA binding.